Coniosporium apollinis CBS 100218 is the source of this 1209-nucleotide messenger RNA. RefSeq lists its product as uncharacterized. The transcript has a single exon. The record is from RefSeq and is a predicted model, not a curated record. Gene Ontology annotation, molecular function: protein binding. The coding region runs from base 1 to 1209 and encodes 402 amino acids. NCBI's taxonomy places the organism in Eukaryota, Fungi, Ascomycota, Dothideomycetes.
AUGCUAGAAGGAACGCGGAUCAGGAGGUGGUCUGCAAAUGUGUCCGACACUAUUGUUGUGAGACUAGCACAGGAUCGACGGCAAUUGUUGGCGCUCGCAUCGAGCCUACUCUCCUUGGAAGAGCAAGAAGCUCUCGGUCUGGAUGCUUCGGAGGAACCUUCUAGUCUUCUGGACGAAAAUGCGAAAUCUGUAGCCGAUGCAUUGGAGAAGCGCGGUGUCAGCAUUCCCGCAAAGAUAUGGCCCGGAGCCCAGAAGACAGUCUUUCACCUUGAAUAUUUAACACUCGAGGUAGUUCAAAAGCUUUACGCUGCCGACUUUUGCGACAUCGACGUUGAAGACGCGGCCGGGUGCACUCCUCUCGUCUUGGCCUGCUGGCGGAGAGAUUGGGACUUAGUUGAGUGGUAUCUGGACAAGGGAGCAGAUACACGAGCGAUUGAAAAAGCCGGUUUCCUCAGUUUGCCAUACCUUUCCGCUAUUGGAUUGAACAACGCGGGAUUACCAUAUUACGGCAACGAACAUCAAGAAGCCCUCCGGAGAAUUCGCACGACAAUGGGCAGAAUGUGUGGGAUUAGGAUACCUGACGACCGUGCUUGCUACUGCUCGGUGGCCGGUUGCUUGCCCGCGGGCAUUGUUAUAAAGAGACGGAGCUGCGUUCGACAUAGGGCGCACGACCUGGAUUUUUACAUCAAGAGCGCUACACUUGGUUGUGUUGAGGCUGCUUAUCUGGACGCCUGCAGGGUCAGAAUUUUUGAGAGGCUGGGCAUGGUCCAUACCUGCUGUAAAGUGGAAAGGGUUUAUCCUGUAGAAGUCCCCUACAGUGUACCAAGGCGAUAUCGACUGCCGGAAGAAGAGCGACUAGAGCUCCUAGACGAAUACGCGGAGCUUAACGACAUACUCGAGGCUUACAUGCGCCUCUAUCAAGACCUGAGAAGCGAGUGCUCGGGUCGGUUCUCGCUGUUCUGGCAGGCCUGGUGGGAAGCUGUCAGUAACGACCUACCGGAAGAUCCACCAGAGCGUUAUCGGUUCGACAGCUGCUGUUGGCUCGUCAGCAAAGAGGAAUCGAAAUGUCACGAGCUUGCAGUCGGUCUCGGUCACGAACCAGACGAAGAAGCCAUUCGGACCAGGAUAAGAGAUUUUUUACCUGUUGGCUUUGUGGUAGACCCUGCAGAAAUCUUUCUGGACGGGAUCAGUAACCUCUUCGACGACUGA